UGCUUCUGUCGACUAUGUGUCGGACUCUUAUGUCAUUCACACCAUGAUCUUGAGCAUGGAUCUCUUGAUUUGCCUGUAUAGCCACAUUUCUUGCUCGAUUUCUUGAAUUCCGAAUGGCUUUGCUGGACUUCCUUUUUCUCCAGAGCUGGACCUUCCGGGUAGGCAGCACUACCCCGAGGUCAGAUUAUAAUCUAAGGGAACUCUGUAUUUCAUCGAAGGAGCAAAAUUCAGAGAAGGAAAGAACCCUGAGUUUUGAUAUCAUUAGCCUCCCCAAGUACUUUCUUUAGACUCUAUGAACAGUCUGGAAAGGUUUGGUUGAUACCUACAAAAUCAUGUGCUUGAUUUUAUGUCAUGUGAGGCUAGAAGGCUAAAAUGUGUACUGCAGAAAGCAGAACACUGGAAAUCCUAUCUAUGGAUGAUUACUUUGAUGGGUUGGUUUAAAUUUCUACUGACCAAGGACUAUAUACCCCAUGUAGCAAUAUUUGAGCUUGCGAACUGGCUACUCCUCAAUGACCCUUCUUUGCUUUGUGAUCUGAUCACAUGCAGAUACCGAGCUGUCACGAGUGCAUACUACAGGGGAGCCGUAGGAGCGAUGCUGGUGUACGACAUAACCAAGCGUCAAACCUUUGAUCACAUCCCACGCUGGCUGGAAGAGCUGCGGGGUCAUGCUGACAAGAAUAUAGUCAUCAUACUGAUUGGUAACAAGUGUGAUCUCGAGGAUCAGAGGGCAGUAUCCACGGAGGAUGCCAAGGAGUUUGCCGAGAAGGAAGGCUUGUUCUUCCUGGAAACCUCCGCACUGAAUGCAACCAACGUCGAGAGCGCCUUUGUGACCGUGUUGACAGAGAUCUUCAAUAUCGUGAACAAGAAGAGCCUGGUAGCCGAUGAGAGUCAGAGCAAUGGCAACCCGGGGUCAUUAGCUGGUAAGAAAAUCCUUGUACCUGGCCCCGCACAAGUGAUUCCGGCCAAGAGCAGCAUGUGUUGCACCUCGUCGUGAAAACGUUAACUGAGAGGGGUGAGUAAUUCGAAAGGCGACUAGUGGGUUUUUUCGAUACCAGAAUUUUGUUUUGUAAAUUUCUUGUUUUGCCUCUUGAUUUGUACGGUUUUGUUUUAUGGAAGCUAGGAACUUUACACAUUGCUUUGUAAUUGAAAAUUUCGUCGUCUGAACCUGAGCAGUUGUAUAAUGGUUGUUUGUGCCUUUUUUUUCUUGUAUUCAUUUCUGUUUGGUCUCGUAUGAAAGCUGGGCACUGCUUCUUAUCUGUUUCACUCCCUUCAAGUGCAUAUUGUGGUGGAAUUUGUUUCCCGUUUUGCCUUCUUUCAUUUUAAGUGGUUUCAGAUGUAAUGAUUGAGAACUAAUGAUUUUUUUUUUCUAUAGUUAUUUUUAAUCGCCUCUAAUUUUAUUUUUCGUGUUUACACAAUUAUUUUGCGCAGAUGUAUUGUUGGGGUGUGCCUACGGUGACAUGCAUGUCACGGUGACUAGUGGCGGAGCCAGAAAAUUGGCCAAGGGGGUGUCUUUGUCAUAUCAUAAAAACUCACCUAUACAAUAAAAAGGUCAACUUUAA
This is a messenger RNA of Linum trigynum, 1559 nucleotides long. The record is from the annotation of a GenBank genome assembly. NCBI's taxonomy places the organism in Eukaryota, Viridiplantae, Streptophyta, Magnoliopsida, Malpighiales, Linaceae.